CGAAUCCAACAGGAUCACUCACAACCUUAUAAAUCAUAUGUAAAUUAGUAGCUUGUCUCAUGUUAUUAACAGUACCGACAUAUUGGUGCGGUGGUUGAGUUCUGAUACAAGGAAGGUCAUAAGUUCCUACCACGUGUGCAUGUCUAAUCAAUUAGCAAAAUAAACAGUACCGACGUCACAAAGGAAAACCCUUGCUGUUUAAUCUUUAUAUUUUCUCUGUAUUUGUACGUGUGUAUGCAUGUGUUACUCUUCUGUAUGCACAGGGUUUUGAUUUUAACAUUCUUUCUCUCUUUUCCAGAAAACAUGUUUUAUGAUGCCGAGUCUAUUUUUUCCCAUUAUCUGCAUUUUUUUCCUUUAUGAUGCCGAGUCCAAGUUAGGGUUUUGAUUUCAAUAUUCUUAUUGUUUUCCAGAGAACAUGUCUUCUGAUGCCGAGUCUUCAAGAGGAGUUAUCUUUGCACUCAGGCGAUUUGAAGCCUUCAAGUCAAUGAGGGAACACACUCAAAGAGCACGCCAAGCAAAAGCAGAGAGUAUUGAGAAGAAAAAAAGGAUGCCCCCUGUUGUUAAGAAGCUGUGCCCUAGUUCGAUUGACCCAAACGAAGAUUGUUUUGCAAUGACUCUUGAUGUUAGUCCUUCAUUCGGAUCUUCCAGCGUCAGCUCAUGCCCACCCCCGUGCCUGCCCACCGACAUGCCCACCCCUAGGAAUUCCUGUGUCUUUGAUGCAAUGCCUUUUCUUAACAUCAGGUCCAGUGAUUUCAAUGAAGCUUUAGCCUUUUAUGUAGAUGCCUUUGGGGCUGAGGUCCAGUUUGGUGGUACUGAAGCUAUACUCAAGAUCGGUGCACAUAAUUUUGUCAUAUUUAGCACCUUAGACAACGACUUGACUCCAGAUGGAGCUCAUUUCUCCCUCUCUACUGAUGAUGUUGAUAGUGCUGUCAACAAGGCUUUGACGGCUGGUGCUACUUUGUCGGGAAAACUUGUGCAGGUGUAUAGCAAGUGUCGCGUCUGGUGCAAGUUGGUCAAAAUAGAUGAUCCGUACGGUAAUCUAUGGAUCAUCCACUCCAGGGAGUUAUGUUCAGCUUGUCUGCAAUCCUUUGUGCUGCUGGUAUAGUUAUUAUCACACCAAAGAUUUUUUGUAGACAGCAAUGUUUUUUU
Molecule: messenger RNA, 1149 nt
Organism: Daucus carota subsp. sativus
Lineage: Eukaryota; Viridiplantae; Streptophyta; Magnoliopsida; Apiales; Apiaceae
Exons: 3
Coding region: 416-1105 (229 amino acids)
Source: RefSeq, a predicted model, not a curated record